Molecule: messenger RNA, 1146 nt
Organism: Lodderomyces orthopsilosis Co 90-125
Lineage: Eukaryota; Fungi; Ascomycota; Pichiomycetes; Serinales; Debaryomycetaceae
Gene: PPG1
Product: putative serine/threonine-protein kinase
Exons: 1
Coding region: 1-1146 (381 amino acids)
Biological process (GO): peptidyl-serine dephosphorylation
Cellular component (GO): FAR/SIP/STRIPAK complex
Molecular function (GO): protein serine/threonine phosphatase activity
Source: RefSeq, a predicted model, not a curated record
AUGACGAUACCUUUUAAAAUACCCAUCUCAGAUCUAGACUUUUGUUUAGAACAGCUAUUGGAUCAUAAACCACCAAAGAUCCUACCCCCCGAAACUAUUCAACAACUAUGCCACAUGCUUAAAACACAACUAUUAGCUGCCCCCAAUAUCUUGUCACUACAAUCUCCCAUUUCUGUUGUUGGAGACAUACAUGGUCAAUACCAUGACAUGUUGGAGAUCUUCAAAAUAGGGGGGUCGCCACCAAACACUAAUUAUCUUUUCUUGGGAGACUAUGUCGAUCGUGGUUAUUACUCAGUCGAAACCAUUUCUUUACUAUUAGUGUUGAAGCUUCGAUAUCCAAAUAGGGUCAGUCUAAUAAGGGGAAAUCACGAGUCUAGAACAAUAACUACAAACUAUGGAUUUUACACUGAGGUAUUGAACAAGUAUAAUGGGUCAGCUGACGUCUGGUCAUAUAUCACGGACUUGUUCGAUUAUCUACCCCUUGGGGCUACCAUUGAUGGGACGGUGUUUGCAUGUCAUGGGGGUCUUUCGCCUAGUUGCCAGCAGUUGGAUCAAAUUAGAGCAAUAGACCGAUUUAGAGAGAUCCCUCAUGAUGGUAUAAUGGCCGAUCUAGUAUGGUCUGAUCCUGAUGUUGAAAUUACUGACUUUAAAUUAAGCCCUAGAGGUGCUGGCUACCUCUUUGGAAGCGAUAUAAUGGAUAAAUUUUGCAACGAUAACCAAUUGUCUCAAAUGAUUCGAGCCCAUCAAUUAUGUAACGAAGGAUAUACGAGCUACUGGAAAGGAAAGUGUUUGACCGUAUGGUCAGCACCAAACUAUUGUUAUAGAUGUGGUAACAAAGCAAGUGUAUUAGAGAUUCUACACACAAAUUAUGAAAGCAAAGAUGCAAAUGAAAAAGACGUAGAUCAAUCUAAGACAAGUUCAACAGAGCAUCCGUCAUUUAAGUCCACUAUACAGGCUAAACAAGGUGUAUUAGCAGGUCAGUUUUUCAACGUAUUUGAAGCUUCCACUGAGAAUGAUGAAGAUACAUUGAAUGGAAAAGGAGUCAAUGGAAUGAGUUUGUCAGAUUCAGAAAAUACCGAUACAGACUUCUUUGCCGCCUACUUUCAAGAACGUCCCAAGCGCCAACAUGUUGACUAUUUCUUGUAG